Syngnathus typhle (broad-nosed pipefish) is the source of this 1447-nucleotide messenger RNA. Its product is annotated as ceramide synthase-like. NCBI's taxonomy places the organism in Eukaryota, Metazoa, Chordata, Actinopteri, Syngnathiformes, Syngnathidae. Gene Ontology annotation, molecular function: sphingosine N-acyltransferase activity. The record is from RefSeq and is a predicted model, not a curated record. Bases 175 to 882 code for a protein of 235 amino acids. Gene Ontology annotation, biological process: ceramide biosynthetic process; lipid homeostasis. Gene Ontology annotation, cellular component: endoplasmic reticulum; membrane. The transcript has 5 exons.
AGUGAUGAUCAAUAAAAAUGACACUGGACAGACAACGUUUGACUUUUUCUUUGAGCAAACAAGUACUACUUGGAGCUUGGAAGAGUCAACAAACAACACCAAAUCCUCAAGUUGAGAGCUGGUUGGCCCACGUGGUCACCCACAGACAGGCUCACCUGAUCGCGACAUGCAGACAUGUGGGGGCUCAUGGUCGCAGGGCUGCUUUUCUUCCCGGGAAUUUUCCUGCUGUCAAGUCGUUCUCUGAGGAUCCUGAUGGGAUGGAGCCAGGCUGACGCCGUCAUCGUGUCAGCACGUGCUGUGUCAUCCGUCCAGGCCGUCAUGGCGGUGGCGGCGGGAUGCGUCAUUGCCUCGGCGUGCCGGAUCGACCUCCUGCAUGACAGGCACUGGAUGACUGACGCCUACAUCACGUUCGCCGCGCCCUACUUUGUCUACGACGUGUACGCCAUGUUCCUGUGCGAUUGGCACAGGCGGAGGGUCAAGGGUCACGAGGCCGAUGGCGGUGCGCGGCAGGCGGCCAUCUUGGGCUAUGUGCGGCGAGAGUAUUUGAUGGUGUUGCAUCACAUCUUCAUGGUGGUCUUCUGUUUGCCCGCUUCACUGGUAACUGUGGCAACACACAAGCCCCGCCCCCUUAGCGCUGACAUCAUCAGCUCCCUGUCUGUGUGUGUGUGGCAGGUGUGGAGGCAAGGCAAAGGCGAUUACUUCCAGGGUGUUUUGUUUCUUGCUGAGCUAAGCACCCCGUUUGUGUGUCUCGCCAAAGUGCUCAUACAGUUGAAGCGCGCCGACACGCUGGCGUUUAAAGUGAACGGCGCGCUGACGCUCUUGGUCUUCUUGGGUUGCCGUGUGGCACUCUUUCCGUAUUUGUACCUGGCCUACAGCAGGUGAGGUCAUCAACACACAACCAAUCAUUUGUCAGCGUCGCAAAAAAAAAUAAAAGCUCUUCAGGGAUUGUCCCGAAUGAAUUUUAUUCAAAAACAAAAAAGAAAACAUGCCACUUUGUACAGUACAUUGAAACUUACUGACUUACCGACUUCCCCUUAAAAAAAGUCUGCUUAUCAUAAUACUCAGAUGUUCUUUAUCCUCUGCGAAGAAUGACUGUUACUGCAAAUUACUGAAUAAGUAAGCAUGACAGAUACAGAAACAGGCACAAAGAUCGAUGAAUGGUUUCAGCCCUAUUAUUGUCUACUUGUUUUGCUUCUCAGGUACACGUCCAUCCCCGUCCAUCAGGCGGUCCUGGGGGCCCCGUGGCCAUGCACCCUGGGGGCGGGGCUUCUUUGGCCCCUGCAGAUCUACUGGUUCUGGUUGAUGUGCCAGCGGGCGUGGCGCAUCCUCGCAGCAAGUAAAACUCCACCAUGAAGCACCACUUGGGUGAGUUGACCCACAAACAAUUUAGUUCACAAGUGGUUCUUUACGCAUGUCAUCAGAUAAUUGCUUCAGAAUUGGCCGCACA